Cheilinus undulatus (humphead wrasse) is the source of this 1769-nucleotide messenger RNA. It is a transcript of the gene paqr4a, whose product is annotated as progestin and adipoQ receptor family member IVa. Gene Ontology annotation, molecular function: signaling receptor activity. The record is from RefSeq and is a predicted model, not a curated record. Gene Ontology annotation, cellular component: membrane. NCBI's taxonomy places the organism in Eukaryota, Metazoa, Chordata, Actinopteri, Labriformes, Labridae. The transcript has 3 exons. The coding region runs from base 808 to 1734 and encodes 308 amino acids.
ACCUGAGGCCGCCAGGGGAGACACCGGAUUUCAAGGAAUACACCCAGACAGAAAUAAUGAUGGAAAAUAAAGGGAUAAAAGAGAUGUCGAAGAAACUGAAUGUAAGCUUUACAACGUGGACCACGAGUGCUUUGAGACACCCGGCUCUAAUAUCAGCAUCCUCAGUUACAGGACAUCGGUAGCCGACUGCCCGGCUUGCUAGCCCGCAGUCCUUCACUAAAAUCUCCGCUCCACAUUCACGGAUCUCUGAUUAUAUGUAAUAGCAUAACAAAAGCCAGCCUGUGUCAAACGGAACAGACCGGAUGGAAUAACACCCGUCUGCUUAAAUUCUAGUGAAGGAAUGACCUGCUAGUCCUCUACUGCAAAUCUGACCGCUAGGAUCAAGCUAGCAUCCUCUGGAGUUGGAUGGACUCGCGGCUCUCACUCAAACACCCACAGCAUCCCUGCCCGGGACGCGUUGGAGCCUGUACGGCUGCCGCACAGGAAUGCUAACUAAUAAGGAAGUGGCUUUAAAAUGAUGAGGGACGCUGUCUGUCAUCCACUUCUGGCUUUUAGGUGCUACAAGGACAGCUUUUAGAUGCCAAAUGUGAUGACCGUCCUGAGCUUGCACCAUGUAUGUGGCUGGCCGUGUCUGUCUCCAGCCCUGCGGAUGACACUCACACAGACACCGGCGGUUAAGAGCGAACAGCGGCGGCGCGGACACACCGUCACCGGGUAGUGCUGAGAGACUUUACGUGAGCCUGUUAGCGCCAAGCUAGGAGGCUAAUCGCACAAUAUUGGAAGAGACCCAAACAAAUACCAACACCAAUGGUAUCCCAUAAGGUUUUAGUCGCAAUAAUAUUACUAAAUGUGUAUAUAGGUGUACAGUCUGUUUUUUACUUAUUCGGCGGCGUCCUUUUAACGGUCCUGUUUGCUAUGGCAUUUUUAAAUGGACCCAGGCUGCUGGACUGGGCGAAUUCACCUCCACAUCUUCAGUUUAAUAAAUACGUCCUAACGGGAUACCGGCCAAUCUCCUCGGUGCAAGACUGCAUCAGAAGCCUCUUCUACCUGCACAAUGAACUCGGAAACAUAUACACUCACGGCAUCCCUCUGGUUUGCUUCCUGGUGCUGCUGCCUCUUAACAUUCCCUGGUCCCAGAUCAGCGUUACGUGGCUGGGUGUGGUGCACUUCCUGGCCUGCCUAUCGCCUCAGCUGGGCUCUGUGCUCUAUCACCUCUUCAUGAACCACGAAGGAGGGGAGCCCGUGUACCACACCCUCCUCAAGCUGGACGUGUGUGGAAUCUGCAUGAUCAACACGUUGGGGGCGCUGCCCAUCGUCUACAGCACACUGCUGUGCUACCCGUUCAUCCGCACUGUGGCCCUGUUAGUCUACAUCCUGCUGUCCAGCCAUGCCAUCUACUGUGCCGUAACGGCUCGGAGCAGCGUUCGCCGGCUGCGCUCUUUUGCCUGGCAGGCGCUUUUUCGCUUCUCCUUCUUCCUGCUCCGCUGGGUGGGCGUUGGCGGUGGAAGCCCCACCUCACUCCGCCACUUCCUCACGAUGGACGCGCUGGCCGUGCUGGGCGGGGUCAUCAACAUCACGCGCAUCCCGGAGCGUUUUCGCCCAGGCCUCUUUGACUACUGGUGCAACAGCCACCAGAUCAUGCACGUACUGGUGGUGGGCUCCAUCCUCUACCUGCACUGGGGUGUGCUGGACGACCUGCUGUGGAUCAACAGCUACAACUGUCCCUCAGACUGACUCCCCCGAAGCCCCUACCCCCUAUCAAGGAGUAC